AAUGUGUUAGUGUUUAUAAGCUGUCACACCGCUGCAGAUGGUGUUUCAUUCAUUGAAUAACUGAUAUCAUGAUGGGAAGCCUUUCUGAAAGAGGCUCAGAAAUUGCGCAAAAAGGCUCUAUAUUGUAUGAAGGUCUCCAGAUGUGUCUUCAGGAUCCAUAUGAUAAAGACCACAACAUUCAGGGUUACCUUAAUUUAGGAACUAGUGAAAACAAGAUCUGCUUUGAUUUGUUACAUGAAAGGCUCAUGAGACCUGAUAUGCACAUCCUGGAGCCUUAUUUGUUGAAUUAUAAUGACCCACGAGGAAUCUACAGAUUCAGACAAGAAGUUGCCAGCUUUCUUACUGACUACUGCCAUGGAUCUGAACCCUUAAAUCCAGACAAUGUCAUUAUUAUGAAUGGAUGUAAUGCUAUUUUUUCUGCACUUUCUGCUGUGAUUUGUAAUCCAGGAGAUGGUUUUCUUUUACCUGCUCCAUACUACACUGGCAUAGAUACAUACACCUCUCUGUAUUCUGGAGUUAAACCUGUGCAUGUUCCAUUGUACAGCAAGGUGGCAGAAGGUGAAAGUUAUCCAUUUGAGCUGACAAUACCGAAGUUGGAGGAUGCUAUGGAAAAUGGAAAAAAGCAGGGUAUUCGCAUUACUGCUUUAAUUGUAAUCAAUCCCCAGAAUCCUUUGGGAUUUAUUUACUCAGAUAAGCUACUGAAAGAAUUUUUAGAAUUUGGACAAAGGCACAGUCUGCAUUUAGUCUUCGAUGAAAUUUAUAUGUCGUCAGUAUUGGAUGCUGUGCCCUUUACAAGUAUCCUUUCAUUCCAUAAUGUUCCAGAUCCAGAGAUGAUCCAUUUUAUAUGGGGACUAAGCAAAGAUUUUGCAAUGAACGGGAUGAGAGUGGGAGUGCUUUAUUCCAAGAACCAACAUGUCAUUAAAUCUAUGAGUCAACUUGCUUGCCUUCAUCAAUGCCCAGGACCUACUCAGUAUAUGCUCAGUCAGUUUCUAAAAGACCGAGACUGGUUGGACAAGGUGUUUUUUCCAGUAAAUAAAAGACGCCUCAAGAAAUCCCAGAAGAUAUUAAUCAGUGGACUAAAAAAACUUGGGAUACCAGUUCUUAGAAGCUCUGUAGGACUUUACAUGUGGGCAGAUUUCAGAAAAUUCUUGAAAUCUCAGACCUUUGAAGCCGAGAUGGACUUAUGGUUGCAGCUCAUUGCAAAUAAAGUAUAUAUUGCUCCUGGAAAAUCGUUUGAAUGUUAUGAGCCUGGAUGGUUCCGUGUGACUUCCUCACUUCCUAGCGACAGCCUACAGACAUGUAUACAGCGUCUCCAGAACAUCCUUAAAGUGACUCCUGGGCAUAAUUAUGGAAUUCCAUAUAAAGGAUAACUCCCAUAAGGCUUAGAUUUUGACGGCAGAUAAGAACCACAUGCCCAACAAGUCUGUCCAAUAUUUCCUAAGAGUUUUAAUUGAUCUAGUUUGUAGGAUAAUCUUAUGCUUAUCCCAGACAUUAGCCCCCCACAGUGUUUGUCUUUACCACCUCUUGUGGACGUUUAUUCCAUGAAUCAAUCACUCUUUCUAUAAAGUAGUCCCUCCGCAAAUUACUCCUGAAUCGACUACCCUUCAUGAACCCCUUGUUCUUGAAUUUUUCUUUUAAUGAAAAAUACUCACAGCCUCAUCUUUACUAAGCCCCUUAACCCCUUAGUGACCAGACCAUUUUUCAAUUUUCUUAGCGUUAGGGACCAGGGUUAUUUUUACAUUUCUCCGGUGCUUCUAAAUUUUGUCCUGAGGUUAGAAAUACCCAAUAUUUACAUGUUAUUUGCUUUUUUUGCAAGUUAUAGGGCAAUAAGUGCAAGUAGCAUUUUGUGAUUUCCAAACCAUUUCCCCCCCAAAAUUAGCGAUAGUUACAUUGUAACACUGAUAUCUGUCAGGGAUCCCUUAAUAUCCAUUGACACGUAUAUAUUUGUUUUUAGUAGACAACCCAAUUCAUGCCACUAUUUCACCACCAAAUGCGAUCAAAUAAAACGUUAACUGGGCAUGGAACAUCCCAACCACCUCUUGACAGUAUCUGAUUAGCUUUUUAGCCCAAUAGUGGUUGUCCCUUCCAAACAUGAAUACAUGGAAUUUCGUUCUGCAAUCAACUCAGAAGAAACAUCUAAUUAUGGCAGGAUUGCCCAUUGUUUUAUAAAUAACAUUAUGGUAUUUAUUAUAUAUAAGUAAAAGGUGCAUUGACAACAAAAAAAACAAUACAUUUCCUUAUUUAUCAUUA
Bombina bombina (fire-bellied toad) is the source of this 2250-nucleotide messenger RNA. Its product is annotated as 1-aminocyclopropane-1-carboxylate synthase-like protein 1. Gene Ontology annotation, biological process: amino acid metabolic process; biosynthetic process. The transcript has 14 exons. Gene Ontology annotation, molecular function: transaminase activity; pyridoxal phosphate binding. Lineage: Eukaryota; Metazoa; Chordata; Amphibia; Anura; Bombinatoridae. Bases 69 to 1370 code for a protein of 433 amino acids. The record is from RefSeq and is a predicted model, not a curated record.